Molecule: messenger RNA, 5947 nt
Organism: Homarus americanus (American lobster)
Lineage: Eukaryota; Metazoa; Arthropoda; Malacostraca; Decapoda; Nephropidae
Gene: Hr3
Product: probable nuclear hormone receptor HR3
Exons: 11
Coding region: 1966-3888 (640 amino acids)
Biological process (GO): regulation of transcription by RNA polymerase II
Cellular component (GO): nucleus
Molecular function (GO): RNA polymerase II cis-regulatory region sequence-specific DNA binding; nuclear receptor activity; zinc ion binding
Source: RefSeq, a predicted model, not a curated record
UGCGGCGGCCACCGACCCGAACACAGCCCCGCGCACUCCACCAGCCGCCCGCUCCGUGCUCACACACACACCCUCCCUCACCACCCUCCACCACAACCAAUGACACCGCCUGCAGGUGCUGAAUGGUGCCACAGCGGUGCUCUACCACCCGGCACCAGUCAUACUCUCAAGUGUUACUACUGACGGAGGUCAUUGACCCCUGGUCCUGCCCUUACGCAAGUAGGAAUAUUGUGGUGACAGGUGCUCGUGAGUACCAAGUGAUUAAAGUGACCAAGUCAACAAAGUGUUACGCGAAGAAAAAUAAGUGAGAAACCAGAAGAAAAUUGUGAGCCUUGAGAGUGAGCGUCCAACAGUGAGUUCAUGACAGUGCCAGCCAGCUGAGCACGUGUGACCCCUGUGUUGUGAACACUGAAGGUGUCCCCAGUGUACAGUAGUGAGUGUUACCACACCCAGUGGCAACCAGGGAUAAGAAAGGUGCGUGUGCAGCGUGCAGGAGUGUGUAGGAACUGCAGGAGAGGCAGGACAGUGGGUGUUAGCGGCAGCAAGGGCGCCAAUGUUGUGAACGCGCGAGGAGUAUCUCGCCGAGGGGUCAUUCACCCCGCGACGGUGGUGCAGGCGGCCUUGUGGCCUCACUCUCUCACAGCCUCUCACGCCGCCCACCCGCCGCCCAUCACGCCCUCACCUUCACCAGGGACGUAUGAAGUGUCCAGUGUGACAGUGCCACCAGUGUCAGAAACAGUAGAAGGCUGGGGAAGUAGAGCCAGUGGACUCGAGCCAUAGUAAGGUGCCGAGGGUUCAUUGACCCCAGAGCUGUGAGCCGCGCGCACCACACACACCCACCGUCUCACACUCACCACGCCCGCACGCCCACUCACACCACCCACUGCACUUGAUGUCCAUAGUUUGUGGAAAAUAUAAACCAGUGAAAAAUAAUAAAAAAAGAUGUGGAUAACUCGAGAAAAAGUGAUGUGAGUGAAUGGUUGUCGUCAGCAGAGACGCGAGGGUACAGUUAGUCUGACGGUACCUGGUCACGCGUCGAGGCCCACCGGACUACGGCUAAUUACCAUCCUGGACACUACAAGAACACUACUCUACACCACCUGGCAACACACCCCACCCCAAGUAACACUCGAAACCCGAGCCCCCUUGUCCAUCACCCAGGGGCCCCCCACCUCCGACUACUAAAUACCCAGAUUACAACACCAUCGGGGUGGAAGUUAACACAAGCUAACAAGUGUGUCAGUCAUCCCUCAGAGCCAGCAGCAGUCAUCAUCACCAGCCGCUGACAUCACCACCGCUAGCGUGCAAGUCGCUUAUCUAAUCUAACGUGAGGUUGUUCGCGGUACAGUGUGGUGCAAAAGCUUUUCUUUCAUUGGUGUCAGUGUCUCAUCCAACGAAUACAGUGACGUGAUUCAUGGUGCAAAAAAUACCUUUCGUUAUCAACAACAACAACAAGGUGCUACUCAGCGGUGCUCCCCUUGAAACAAAUAUCUACCUGAAUACAUAAGAAUAGCGAGCACCGAGUGUUUGUGUGUUGUCGUUGUGUGUAAAGGACGUAGUGCUAGACACAGGUGAUAGUAAGGUCAUUUUUCGUGAUAUUUGGAUAUUUAAGUCGCACAUCUGUAACCCCUGGAACUCUACUGUGUGUGUUUGUUUGUUUGUUUACAUAUUUUAUAUAUAUACGUAUAUAUAUGUAUAUAUUUAUAUAUAUAUACAUCGGGUAACUUUACAUUAGAUUAAGUGUGUUAAUCACGUGUGAAGGAUAUUACUCACCGUCGGCACAAGUGAAGCCUCUUUACUACUAUUAUCCGUGGCAUUAUUAUUACCAUUGUUAUUAUUAUUAGUAUUACUACUGUAUUUCAUCGCACAAGACGUCCCCAAUAAAUCUUUACGCUGGAUCCCAUCAACAAAAACCAGUGGGAUUUCGGAACCCUUCUGAAGAACCCGGAGGAGAGCCUCGCCAAGAUGGAUAUUCUGAGUGAGCUCUUCGGGCCAGGGUGGGAGAGGGAGGUGGCGGGUGAUGCCGUCGACACCACCACCCCGUCCUCCUCCACCCCCACGCCCACAAACCGCCCACCCUCCACCGAAAAGAAGUCUAACUCCAUCAAAGGUAAAGCUCAGAUCGAGAUCAUCCCGUGCAAAGUGUGUGGCGACAAGUCGUCAGGUGUCCACUAUGGCGUCAUCACGUGUGAGGGUUGCAAAGGCUUCUUCAGGAGGUCUCAGUCCUCGGUUGUGAACUACCAGUGCCCCCGUCAGAAGAACUGUGUGGUGGACCGCGUCAACCGCAACCGCUGUCAGUACUGUCGCCUUCAGAAGUGUCUAGCUCUCGGCAUGUCCAGGGAUGCUGUGAAAUUUGGUCGGAUGAGCAAGAAGCAGCGAGAGAAGGUGGAGGACGAGGUGCGCUACCACAAGGCUGCCCAGAUGGGCAUGGCCGCCCAGGAGACCUCGCCGGACUCAUCCAUGUACGAGCCGCCCACACCCACGUCUUCAGAUAUAUACACCCCAUACUAUGGGUCGGAGAUUGCCUCCUUCCCCUCCACAGGGUACAGUUAUACCCCACAGACCACCACACCUACUAUACCCUUCGAGAUCAACCCAGAUUAUGUAGUUGACUCUACCACAUUUGAUCCUCGUCAAACCUCAUUAGACCCCCUGCCAGACUCGGGAGCCAUGUCACCAGUUGUGUCCUCUGGUAAAGGCGGGUUCGGGCACAGAGGAGCUGGCUCAGGGGGAGGAGGAGGAAGCGAGCUAGCUGGUGGUGGUCAGAUGCGGGGUGCUGGGCCUGGAGGAGGUGGUGGUGGAGGAGGAGGAGGGGGAGGUGGAAGUCUCUUGGGAGAAGCAGACAUCAUUAUAAAAGAAGAAGUAUCCGUAGAGACGUGCUUUAACAUGGACACUCUACAGACCACCAGACUUAAUGAGUGUGGUGGUGCUACCAGUAUGUCAGACAAGAACCUUACUCCCGUAGACAGCACUACGUACCUGCCUCCUGGUCCCACUUCUCCACCCCUCAGUCAACCUCAUCAACAGCAGCAACUACAACAACAGCAGCAGCUACAACAUCAUCAGCAGCAGCAGACAACUGUAGCUGGUGCCACAGUGUUACCAGACGAAGAGAGCGUAUCCCCCCAUCCUGCACAACUUGCCGAGAUCUUGGCUCGUUGGGUUGCUGACGCUCACUUACGAACGUGUUUAUACUCCAGUGAGCACAUAGCAGAUGUUAUGAGGAAACAAGCCCUCGACAUCUCUAAAGUCACCUACUACAAAAAUAUGGCACAUGAAGAACUUUGGUUUGAUUGUGCUCAGAAAUUGACGUCCGUAAUCCAGCAGAUCAUCGAAUUUGCUAAAGCCGUUCCAGGCUUUAGAAAAUUCUCACAAGAUGAUCAGAUUGUUCUUCUCAAAGCAGGGAGUUUCGAGUUGGCUGUGCUGCGGAUGACCCGGUACUACGAUGUGAAUCAGAACUGCGUGGUGUACGGUGAUACUCUUCUCCCCAUGGAGGCCUUCCUUACCACAGAGACAGUGGAAAUGAAACUUGUUAACAACGUCUUUGAAUUUGCCAAAACUAUCGCUGAACUUAAAUUGACAGACACAGAGUUAGGCUUGUACUCUGCUCUAGUGCUGCUACAAGCAGAUCGGCCAGGUCUCCGUGGUACUGAAGAGAUUGCAAAGCUGAAUGAAGCUGUGGGGCGAUCACUGUGCCUGGAACUGGACAAGACACACAGGUAUCCAGUCAAGGGGGAUAUUACUGUCUAUGCCUUCCUGUUGGCCAAGAUGCCUGCCCUCAGGGAGCUGAGCAUGCUACAUCAGGAAGCACUGAGCAAGUUCAAGAGGGCUGCACCACACCUCCAGUUCUCCGAUCUCCACAAGGAAAUCUUCAAUGUAGAUUCCUGAGGUGCCUAUACCAGACUGCCUGGUUAAGAUGAUAAGGGGAAGGGGCCGUCUGCUCCUCUGGCUCUGUUGCUCCAUCACAUCCUUUUCUACGAGAGAAUGAAUCAUCUGUACAUUACCUUCGUGAUUUGUUUGUUAGUGUUACUUGUUAGCGCAGAGGACUAUGGACUCUUUAAAAUACCAUUAUAGAUGUGUUGUGAGUUUUACAGAGUCUAACAAGUGUUUUGUUUAGAGGAGUGGGGUGCUCAAAACCUCCAGUCUCAGAUGCAGUAUAUUAAUAUGAAGCCUACAACAGCCCCUUGUAGAUUAUAAUGUUGAUAAUGAUGCCUUACAAUCAGAGUCCAGCAGAGUUGGCCGUUGGCUUCGUAGCUGAGUGUUAGUGAGUCCCCACUAAGAUAGAGAUAGUGAGUCUCUCGAAAUGUCCAAGGUUGAUGAUACUAUACAGUUUAUUUUUUAAGGAGUCGUAUAAACACCCUUGACAAUGAUCCUUAUCUUUGUAAAUUGAAGAUAUUGUAUACUUAAAAAAAAUAUUUAAUUACAUUAUUACAUGAAUUGUUGUAUACUAUAAAUCUUUAUUGCUUAUAGGAAAAGUUAUCAUUCUCAUAUUAUCAUUGUCAACAAAAGGUAUAAACAAAAUUACCACUGAUAUCAUGUCAUCAUCUCCAUCACUAUGUUUAUAAGUUUUUUUUUAUAUAAGUUUAGCUAGCUUAUAAUUUUGUAUAGUUUAAUUUAUUUUUGUUCAGCUUUUCCCAGCAAACACAUAAUGAAAUCAUAUAUUGUGCCAGUUGAUACUAACCUGCAAAUGAUAGGGUCACGAUUGGCCACGCUUGCUCGAGUCCUGGCAAGAAGCAAAUAACUGAAGGAGGGAUGGAACAGUGGUACAAAGAAAAUGGGAGUCCCAUAGUUGAUCACUGGUACGGGCAGAAAGUUGUUGAAAACUGCCUCCAAGCUGGAUUUUUGUAACAGUGCUUGAGUUUUGAGGAGCCUUUGAAAUUAAUAGGAAUUAAAGACUCAGUUUUGAAAAAUGUGUUGACAAAAUUGAACUGAAAAUCUGUGUUAUGCUCAAGUGGUGAUAAGAAAUCCGGUGUAUGUGUACUGAGCGUCCCAGACUCUCAACAUGGCCUCAGACUCUCUUGGAAACGCUGUCUUGCGUCCUUUGCCCAUUCCAGCCGUGCUAGAGUACAAAUAGGUUAGAGCCGAGGCCAUCCUGCCCUGUCUUGUCUCCUGCAGUCCUGCCCUGGACCCACUGGCCCGUGACCACGUCCUUUUCAAAGUCUUUGGUCUAAAGGUUCCUAAAGCCAUCUCAGUCAGUCUUUUUCUUAGUGACCGACGUGUGUUCAGGCCUGUGAGCCACCUUUCUGUUGGCCAUUAUAUUUUUUUUCUUUAGAUGGAGUCUUGAUUUGAGCUAACGUGGUUGGCUUUAGGUCCAUUUGACUGCAGACACAAAGUGUACAGAAAGACACAGCUUCUAUCGUAGAUGUUAAGGGGCGGCCGUUGCUGGAGGAUCUCUAGUGCUUAGUAUCUAGAGUCUAGUGUGCUUCGGAGAGUUUGGGGCUAGGCUUAUCCUUCCCCAGAGCUCAAUUACAGAAGGAUUAACUAUCCCAUGAAGGGUGCUGUGGGGUUAAGGAGUUGGUCCAGCCCCACUCUGCUGGCAUCAGGUCACAGCCGUACUGUACAAACUCUCCAGCCGCCGCCGUGAUGCUUGCUGCCUGCUGCCACCAACCAGCUAUUUAUUUAUUUGUGUAAUGACCAUCCCAGUCUGUGCUGUGCUUCAUGAAAUGGACUACACAGCAAGCAGCAAGUGGCUACUCUGUAUAUUGUAUACAGACUCUCCUAUUGGUUAUUGUGCAUUAAACAACUCUCCCUUUGGUCCUUCCUCUUUGGGGUGCGGGAAAUAACCAGCUAGGACGUCUUGUACUCACCACACAUAAACACAGGGGUUACAGUAAACUGGUAUUUUGGCUAACCUGGAGUUUUAUUAUGCCUUUGGUAUCAUCAGUUUUUAUAGGUUCAAAAGUUUAUUAUCCUUAUCUGUCAGAUCCAUAAUAAAAAAUACAUCUUU